GGGGGGAAACCCGGAAGAGGAUUAUGGAGCGAAGGUAAUACAGAGCAGCGUUAUGGCGAUCGUCUUGUGAAGCAAUGUAGAGAAAGCGGUCAAAAGUACACCCAUGUUGUUGAACUACAGAGGCGCAAAGUGGUCUCACUAGUGACCGACCGAACAUUUCGCAAUCACUAGCACGCACCCCUUCAUGUUAGUGAAAGUCAGUCCAUGUUCUUGUCCAAUGUUUUGCGUUGUUGCUUUGAGACGGAAAUACUCAGCUGUAUUUUAACGUAGUAUUUAAAAUACUUCAUAAUCUUUAUCGUCUGCAAGAGACAUGGGAAAUGGAAUGAACAAGGUUGUUGAUGGGCUCUACCUGGGAAAUAUCAGAGACUCGGAGAACAGAGAGAGUUUGUCCCAGAACAACAUCACCCACAUCCUGUCUGUGUACAACAAUGCUAAACCUGUGCUGGAGGACAUGACCUACCUGUGUAUCCACGCAGCUGAUGCGUCUAGCCAGAACCUGUCACAGCAUUUCAAAGAGAGCAUCAGGUUCAUCCAUGAAUGUCGUCUAAAUGGAGGGGCCUGUCUGGUGCACUGCCUGGCUGGUGUGUCCCGUAGCACUACCAUGGUGGUGGCCUACCUGAUGACCGUCACCACCUACAGCUGGGAGGAGUGUCUGUCGGCUGUCAAGGCUGUGCGUUCCUUCGUAGGCCCGAACUAUGGCUUCCAACAGCAACUACAGGAGUACCAGAUGAACCAAGUCACAGAGUACCGGGCAUGGCUGCGGGCCAGUUUCCGCCCCAGUCCCUUUAAGGACCAGGAGCAGGUGGGAGCCCUGCUGAACCAGUACAUAGAGCAGCAGCAGCAGGAGAACCAGAGAAGAGGAGGGGACCACGGCUGGAUGAACCAGGCCUCCAGUGUCUACCCUCUACCCUACAACGCCUACAACGGCUCUGGGGGCAACAGAUGAGCCAACGGGCCGUGAGUCUCCCUGGUCCCACCAACCUCCAGCUCUGCCUGGAGAGUGAGACACAGGCCCAGUCCCAAAAUCACCCCUAGGCACUUGUAUAGAUCUGAAAGGAUCUGAUGGGUAUAAGUAGGGCCAGGGGUUUUCUCUUGACCAAUACAUUCUCCAGACCCUAGUCCUAAGCAAUAUGGUAAUAGCUCCACCCUGCCCUCUGAUAGACUAGGUGGAAUUGUCACCCUAUUGCCUGUAACUAUUUAGUAUUUGCAGGUCCCAAGUGCAUAGGGGUUAGGGGUCUUUUGGGGCAUUGGCUAACUGACUCUCUCAUCACUGCACUACCUCCUGUGUCCCUCGCCACCUUCACCACUGAACUGACCUUAGUACAGCCUGAUCAGGAGUUCUGAUGCUCACUGAAGCCUUAGUCUAAACACCUCCACACCUCAAUACCUUGACCUUACAGCCACAUACUACCAAGAGGCUUCACCUGUCCUAUAACCUCGCCUCAAUUCAUCUCUAAACUUUUAAGGCCAAACAAAAUAUGUAGGACUAGCAGUUCACACAAAAAAAACAUCAGCCUAAAACCUAUAACUAGGACCUGGUUAGGUCACAUGGUAAGAAAAAAGUCCUGCACCUAACAUUACAUUUUAAUCAAUGUUAUUAAUAUGUUUACCAAUAUGUUAUUACAUGGUACCAUGAUUACAUCAUGUUAAAUGCAGUCCGCUGGUUAGAUGGAGGAUCUGAUUGGUGUUGAGGGUUUAAUGGACAUAGAAUGAACAUAAGAUGCUCUCCGCCCUUAUUUAAGCUGAUCCAGCUACUGUAUACCUGCAUGUGAUAAAGCUUUAAAUAACAGCAGUUUUGCCAUAGAAAAUGAAUGCCUCAUUCCAGUCAGUAAAAUGAAGGAUCAUUACAGCCCAAAGCCAUAACAUGGGGUCUUCCUAAAAUGUACGUAAAUGUUCUAUGGAAAUUUGUCAGAAGUUAUAAAUAUUAUUUUAUUUUUAGGGAAUUUUUAAGAUCUUUGUUAAAUGUUUAGCGGUACAAAUUAUGUUGUAUCAUAGUGUAUGUAUCUGCUUUUUUAAUAUGAAAAUGUACACUUUCAUUGUUUGCCCAAAAAUAAAUCUGCUAAUAAAUACUAUUAUGAAGCCAAAGCAGCAUCUUGUUAUUGAGACUGAAACAACCUUACAACAUAUACAACAAUUGUAUAAGGCUGGCUACAAACCAAAGUAUUAUCAAAUCAUAACAAAACGAAUGUGUGUUUGUGU
Molecule: messenger RNA, 2199 nt
Organism: Coregonus clupeaformis (lake whitefish)
Lineage: Eukaryota; Metazoa; Chordata; Actinopteri; Salmoniformes; Salmonidae
Product: dual specificity protein phosphatase 22-A
Exons: 7
Coding region: 311-946 (211 amino acids)
Biological process (GO): protein dephosphorylation; transforming growth factor beta receptor signaling pathway; positive regulation of JNK cascade
Cellular component (GO): cytosol
Molecular function (GO): protein tyrosine/serine/threonine phosphatase activity
Source: RefSeq, a predicted model, not a curated record